CGUGGGUGCCGGACUCCUCCGCCAAGUGGGAGCGGGACUCCUCCGCCAUUGGUGCGGCACUCCUCUGCCAAGUGGGUGCCGAACUCCUCCGCGGCGUGGUUUGACCGCAGACCCGCCCCUAACGUUCGGGGGACUGAAGUGCCGGCGGAGGCGCACACGCUGCCUGUCUGUACACUUCGAAGCAAGAGAUCAAGGGACGCGACUCUUCGAAUACGUCGUACCCUCCUGCUUUAAUAACCAGCCCUUCGCGAUGAUGCGGAGACCGCAGCCACCGGCCAGCAGCCUGUCUCACUUUCUUCUUACUGAGGCUCCGUCUCACGUUGUGAUGAGUCCCAAGGCAGAGUAUGUGUCCAGCCGACACACCGUCACUCAGAGCGCCCCGGAGCCCAGCAGCUACGCCCCUCACCACCCUCCCCACCACCACUGCCAGCACCGCUGCCAGCACCAGCCCCAUCACCGCCUCUGCCACCACGCCCGGCCCCACCACCUGCACCACCCGGAGGCGGGGCUGCACGCCGCCCGGGUGAUGCCCUGCCUGUGCCCCUUGUUCUCCUGCCAGUGGGAAGGCCGCCUGGAGGUGGUGGUGCCCCACCUGCGGCAGAUGCACAGAGUGGACAUCCUCCAGGGGGCCGACAUCGUCUUCCUGGCCACGGACAUGCACCUCCCGGCGCCGGCCGACUGGCUCAUCAUCCACUCCUGCUUCGGCCACCACUUCCUGCUGGUGCUCAGGAAACAGGAGAGGUAUGCAGGGCACCCCCAGUUCUUCGCCACCAUGAUGCUGAUCGGGACCCCCACCCAGGCUGACGGCUUCACCUAUCGCCUGGAGCUCAACAGAAACCACCGGUGUCUCAAGUGGGAGGCCACGCCCCGGUCUGUCCUGGAGUGCGUGGACUCGGUCAUCACCAACGGGGACUGCCUCGUCAUCAACACCUCCCUGGCCCAGCACUUCUCUGACAACGGCAGCCUGGCCAUCGGGAUCGCCAUCUCCGCGGCCGCGGAGAUCUGCUCCUCGGAGGCUGAGAUAUGACACGGAGGCCACCGGACGCUCACGUGUGGCCACCCCUCCCCCGAGAAACUCUGCCUGGGCCCUCAGAUCUCUGCCUGCCAGGACUCCGGGCUCCUUUCUAUUCUCCCUCCUCCCCUCCUUCCUUUCUUUUUUUUGUCUCAGGUACUUUGUGGUAUUUGGUAUCUGUCUGCCAUGGGCAUUAUAUUAUGUAAACAUCCUGUGA
Molecule: messenger RNA, 1229 nt
Organism: Cervus elaphus (red deer)
Lineage: Eukaryota; Metazoa; Chordata; Mammalia; Artiodactyla; Cervidae
Gene: SIAH3
Product: siah E3 ubiquitin protein ligase family member 3
Exons: 2
Coding region: 251-1027 (258 amino acids)
Biological process (GO): proteasome-mediated ubiquitin-dependent protein catabolic process; multicellular organism development
Cellular component (GO): cytoplasm
Molecular function (GO): ubiquitin conjugating enzyme binding; ubiquitin protein ligase activity
Source: RefSeq, a predicted model, not a curated record